CACUUGUACUCUACUUCCAAUGUGGCGUUUCAAUCCUCCGCAGCGCCCACACAAACACAGUCACGGAGCAGCAAAGACUCCCUUUUUAUCAUCACACCUACAAAGUUUUGCUUUAUCCACAAGCUAAAGAAAGAGCAUUUAUUAAAAAACCAGAAACCGAUCCUCCUUGCCGUCUCGCGUUUCCUCUCCGGCUCCGUCCAUCCAGCCAAAAGAAGCUCGCGGAAAAUGGCUGCAACAGGAGGGGCAACAUUGCUCCUCCUCUUCUUCUCGUUGACCUGUUUCCUUCACUUCGCGAUUGUACAUGCCAACUUCUUCGAGCCUUUCAAUGUUAGCUAUGAUCACCGGGCUAUGAUCAUCGGCGGCAAGCGCCGGAUGCUCAUCUCCGCCGGAAUCCACUACCCUCGCGCCACUCCUCAAAUGUGGCCGGACCUGAUUGCAAAGAGCAAGGAAGGCGGGGCAGAUGUGAUCCAGACAUAUGUGUUUUGGGGCGGGCAUGAGCCGGUUAAAGGACAGGAGGCCGCACGAUCAGACUCGGCAGCCCCCGCCGCCGCGCGCCUGCUCUCGACGGCCGCCCCUGCACCGCGCGCCGUCGCCCGACCUGCGCCGCCGGCCUGGCCAUCGCCGAGCGCCGCGUCCGCGCUCCCCGCGCCCGCGCUCCCCGCGCCCGCGUCCCCGGCGCCCGCGCCCUCGGCGCCCCACCCCGCGGCGGCUGCCGCGACCGCCUCUAUCGCGCAAGGCGCGCCUCAGCCCUGCCUCUCGCUGCACUCGGUGGCCGGCUGGGCCUCCCCGGGAACCCUCCGUUUCCGAGCACGAAUCGAGGAUCGUUUGGCCAUCACUCUGGUCGACAGUGGCGCGGGCUUUCCUGUGUGGCUACGUGACAUCCCAGGCAUAGCAUUUAGAACAGACAAUGCUCCUUUCAAGGAGGAAAUGCAACGGUUUGUUACUAUGAUAGUGGAUCUGAUGAGAAAGGAAAUGCUAUUCUCUUGGCAAGGUGGUCCAAUCAUCAUGUUACAGGUUGUAAGACAACUUUCAUUGUUUGAGAAUCAUAAAAUGUGUUUGAAUGAACUGAUAGAAAAUGAAUACGGAAACAUUGAAAACUCAUUUGGUCCUGGGGGCAAGAGAUACAUGCAAUGGGCAGCUAAUAUGGCUUUGGGACUUGGUGCUGGUGUUCCAUGGGUGAUGUGCAAGCAAACUGAUGCGCCUGAAAAUAUUAUUGAUGCAUGUAAUGAUUACUACUGUGAUGGUUUUAAACCAAAUUCCCCUAACAAGCCAGUUCUUUGGACAGAGAAUUGGGAUGGAUGGUACACAGAAUGGGGUGAGGGCCUUCCACAUCGGCCAGUUGAAGACCUUGCCUUUGCAGUUGCACGAUUCUUCCAACGUGGAGGGAGCUUCCAAAAUUAUUAUAUGUAUUUUGGUGGAACGAACUUUGGUCGGACAUCAGGAGGGCCGUUCUAUAUAACCAGCUAUGAUUAUGAUGCCCCAUUGGAUGAGUAUGGUCUUCUAAGAGAGCCCAAAUGGGGCCACUUGAAAGAACUUCAUGCUGCUAUAAAGCUUUGCGAACCUGCUUUAACUGCUACAGAUUCUCCCAAGUACAUAAACUGGGGCUCAUGGGCUCAAGAGGCACAUGUUUAUGAAAAUCAAAGCUGGUGCGCUGCAUUCCUUGCGAAUAUUGAUGAACACAAGACGGUAACUGUUUCGUUCCGUGGCCAGUCUUAUGUUUUACCACCAUGGUCAGUGAGUGUACUACCAGACUGCAAGAAUGUUGUGUUCAACACCGCCAAGGUCACGGCGCAAACUUCCAUAAAAAGUGUGGAGCUUGCUUUGCCUAUGGCUCCAGGUAUCUCCAGUCCUCGGCAAUCCGUGGCUGAGGAAGGGUCACUUAUGUCAGGGUCCUGGUUAGUUGUGAAAGAGCCAAUUACUAUCUGGAGCGAGAAUAAUUUCACUACUAAAGGCAUCCUGGAGCACCUGAACGUGACCAAGGACCAAUCUGACUACCUGUGGUAUUUCACCAGACUUUAUGUUUCAGAUGAUGAUGUUGCAUUCUGGGCAGAAAACCAAGUGACUCCUGCCAUAACAAUAGAUAGUAUGCGUGAUGUUUUACGGAUAUUCAUCAACGGACAGCUUACUGGCAGUACUACUGGUAAGUGGGUUAAGGUGUCCCAGCCAGUCAAGCUUCAAAAAGGAUACAAUGAUGUAGUGCUGUUAUCUCAGACUAUGGGUUUGCAGAAUUACGGUGCCUUCUUAGAGAGAGAUGGAGCAGGAUUUAGAGGCAAAACUAAGAUUACUGGAUUUAAAGAUGGAGAUAUAGACCUCUCAAGCUUGUUCUGGACUCACCAGGUUGGGCUCAAGGGGGAGUUCUCAAAAUUAUACUCAAAAGAGAGCAAUGAGGAAUCAGAAUGGAGUAAUUUAACGCCUGAUGUAAUCCCAUCCACUUUCACCUGGUACAAGACUUACUUUGAUGCACCAGCUGGGACUGACCCAGUUGCACUUGAUUUGGGAAGCAUGGGAAAGGGCCAGGCAUGGGUGAACGGACACCACAUCGGAAGAUAUUGGACUAUUGUUUCUCCUAAAAACGGAUGCCAAUCCUGCAAUUACGCUGGAGCAUACAGACCAGAGAAAUGCAGAACAAACUGUGGGAAUCCCACUCAGACAUGGUACCACGUCCCACGCUCAUGGCUCCGAGAAUCAAACAGCAACUCGCUCGUACUGUUUGAGGAAACAGGAGGCAAUCCAUUUGGGGUUUCAGUGAACGUACGAUCCUCUCGAACUGUAUGUGGCAGCGUCUCGGAGUCCGACUAUCCACCUGUCGCCAAGUGGUCUCGUCCAAGCUCUGUUGAUGGACAGAUCUCAAUCACAGACGGAGCACCAGAAGUGCAUAUACAGUGCCAAGAAGGCUACACAAUCUCCUACAUAGAAUUCGCUAGCUACGGAACUCCCAAGGGGAGCUGCCAGAGCUUUUCGCGUGGCAGCUGCCAUGCGGCUAGCUCUGCUUUAUUGGUUUCCGAGGCAUGCCUGGGGAAAAACAAGUGCCACAUUGAGGUUUCUAAUUCCAUGUUCGGGGAUCCAUGCCCUAGGGUUACCAAGACAUUGGCCGUGGAGGCAAGAUGUGAAUCAUCAUCUUCAUCAUCUGCCUCUUCUUCUGUGGCUGAGUUUUGAUAAGAUUUGGCCACCUUUCUUUCCUGAGAGUCAGCCAUGCUGUGCUGCAAGUUGAUAUGAACAUGAAGCCUUUCUUGUGUAUAGUAGUGAUGGUAAGACAAUGUUUCUAUUACCGCACUGAAUCCGUUGUUGUAAAGCUACGGAAGUCAUGUAUCAACACACUUAGUUAUCAUCUUCAACACAACAGUAUUACUUGUUUACGUUAAUAAGACCAAAUGAUUAUGGGAGAAAGUGAUUUCAUCUUUUCAGUUUGGCAAACCAUAAGGCACUUUAGAAUAUAAGAAGCGGUGAAGUACGCAGAGCUUUUGUUUUGAUGCGUCGUUCUUGAAAGAAGGAGACGUACAAUUGCCUCUACGCGAGUAGAACAGAAGGUUUCCCCAGUUGCAGAGGUGCUAGGGGGCUCGCCGCAAUUGCGUUUGUUCAUUUUGUAGGGACCCAAACCACUAUUCUGAUCAUGAAAGAAUUGCGUUUGGUUUUGCUAUGUGCUUUUUUGUCCGUUAGAUUUGCAGGGUUUGUUGUACUGCUUU
Messenger RNA from Linum tenue, 3683 nucleotides. The record is from the annotation of a GenBank genome assembly. NCBI's taxonomy places the organism in Eukaryota, Viridiplantae, Streptophyta, Magnoliopsida, Malpighiales, Linaceae.